AUGGGUUGUUGUUUUUCCAGACCCCGCACUGAAUACUCUGCCGGAGCUGGUGCAUCCUCUUCUCAAGCAAUCGCAUCGUCCUCGCGACCUCAAUCUCGAUCAGGUCUAGCUAGGCCAUCGACAAAUGCCUCCUCUAAUAGCAAUCCUCCUCCCCGAACCCACCACCGUAUUCCCCUUGAUGAACAUUUAAACAAACCUCUUAAGCCCCACGUAUGGAUGAGUGGAAGUAAGUUAUGGACACGACGAGAAAUAGAUCGAGCACGAAUAGAAUUCUUCGACACUCGCGUUACGGGGAGACCUGAAAUAUGGCAAGCUAUAAGAGCUUCAUUGGAAGUAAUGUGGAAAGGUGGAGAGCCUGGUGAGGAUGAUGGGGGUCUAGCAACUGCGCAAAUGAUAUUGAAUGCGGCAGAAAUCACGCUACCAGAUGGAGAUAUGGCAAUCAGGGGAUGUUAUGACAGUACAGGUGCAUUAUAUCGUGUACCAGAACAUGUUGUUUCUGAUCCAGCGAAUAUCUUGGACGAUACUACGGCAGAUGCAACAGGGAAGAGCGAUGAUGAAGGAGACCUGGCGGAGGAAAGUGAGGAAGUCGAUGAGGAAAUAUUAAGGAGGAGAGAAACGAAAGGGAAAGCCAAGGCGAAAGAGAUGAUAUCAGUGAAAGCGAGGUUCCAACACGGUAUCAAUGGAGAUAUAGUGUUCAAAAUUGGAAAGAACGAUUCGGUGCGCUCACUUAUCAAAAUAAUAACGCAGAGGCUUGAGAUUUCUCCACCCAAGCAUGUGAAAAUCAAUUAUAUGGGCAAACUCCUCAAAGAAAGCGCCUCAUUAUCAGCACAAGGGUGGCAGGAAGGUCACAUUGUUAAUGCUUGGGUACUUGAGUCAGACAAAACAACGUCAAAUUGA
Molecule: messenger RNA, 897 nt
Organism: Botrytis sinoallii
Lineage: Eukaryota; Fungi; Ascomycota; Leotiomycetes; Helotiales; Sclerotiniaceae
Exons: 3
Coding region: 1-897 (298 amino acids)
Molecular function (GO): protein binding
Source: RefSeq, a predicted model, not a curated record